UUUUCAAUCGUCUCUGGACAUCGUGGUUCACUUGCUUUUGGUUUGCAAGCAAGCAGGCGUGCCAUUCUUUUCGCUCACGACACCGACGGGUAUUCUGUGCCCGUUGACCACACUCAUUUAUUUGUUCCGCCUUGGAAUCGUCCGCUCCUUAGCUCGUAGCCUGCUUGCUUGCUGCUGCUUCUCGAGUUAUCCCGUCUCGUUUCGUUUCGGCCCAUCACUAAUAGGAUCGCCUUCUAUCGUUUUCUCCCGCUGUACCGAACUCAAGCUCCUCGCGGACAACAUUCCGUUUCACGACUACAAUACUAUGACAACAUCCUUUACAAUCCGCUGACGUUGUUCUUCUGCUAUUUCUGCACCGAUCUCGACUUACACGAAGUUCAGCCGAACCAGCUUUUCUGUUGAUCUUGUUUUCUGGUUCUGUUCUAUCUUUUCGAAACUGGGCAUUUGAGAGGGACGAUAAAGCAUUUGGCGACCAUGGAGGGCGCUGCGAUGCUGAGGGUCGGCUAUGCUCUUGGUCCAAGAGUAUUGUUGAAAGCUCAACAAGCCAGCGACACGCCGCAGAGCCGGAUGCUAGGGCCCAGGACGGCCAGUGAAGAUGCGCCUCGAACAUCGAGCACAUGCCUCCCCGGCAACAACUCGAACGCCUGCGAGAAGCCAAUUGGUAGCUCAGCCAUGACUCUACCCAUUGUUCUCGGAGUAUUGAUUCCCCUUGUCUCGGCCAUGUGCGUUUUGAUCUUCCUCCACCGGAGGAACAUGAAAAGGCAAAGGAGAGAGGAUGCCAUGGAUCCUCACAAGUCGCUGGAUUUUGGCCUGGGAGAGAACUUGGACAAGGGCGGCAAAGGCAACCGGAAGAGCAUCCUGGGCAUGGGAAAGGACCAUUCCCGGUACCGGCAGAUGUCGAUGGACAUGAACCUCUCGAGCCCCUACCUUCUUCCUUCACACCUGCACAGUUCCCGGGAAUCACUGCAUUCUUUGGCCAAAUCGCUCCAUCAGAACGAGGACCCCUAUCGGCCAGUGGCUCAAUAUGCAGGGAGCGAUGCUGUCUCUACACGGUCGCUUCCAAAGGGCCGCGACCGCGACGGGUCCUCGAUUUACACUGGCUCGAGCAAUGACCGAGACUCGGCUGCUCGGACUCAUUCGAUGGCCGCCUCUGGCGCAUACAUUGCUCCCCCCCGACAGAACUCGCUCCCCAAAUCGCCUCCACCGCCGCCAGAGCCCGUGCAUAUGAAGCCGGCCACCACAAUCCCUGAGGACUCUGAUUACCCCCCGUCAUUGCCGUUGAAGGACCCAUUCCGUUCCCCCACGGAAGUAUCACUACCCGACUUCAGCUCAAUGCCCUAUCCCGCCGGGGAGCCAGGCUCUUUGGCGAUGCCGACCGGACCAGUGAUCCAAGACCCUCCUGCUGCAGCACAACGAAUCGCUCGAAAACCCAUGUCUGGUUAUUCCGCCAGCGCUUCAGUAGUCGACGCAGAGCUGGAUAUGGCCGACAGCGAGAGUGUCCUGGGCCAUGCAGGCCAACCCUCGAUUGGCCGCGUUGGGACGUCUCACAAUGCCCAUAGUCAGAGCCCGUCGAUUUCAUCGCAUCGCAUGUCGCCGCCAACAGUUCAACCCCUAUCAGUUGGUUCGCACCCUCAGCUUUCAUCACCACCUCCGGUCGUGGGCGCAAUCGUGGAAGAACCAGAAGGAUAUAAUGAUCACGACUAUCCGCAAAUGGCACACGACGGGUACCAUCAGCAAGAGUACUUUGACUCUGAGGACCGUGGGCGGAGCAUGCAAAGAGAAUCGAUGAACUAUCAAGCCGCCCAGACAGGCCUAGGUGUCCCGGUGCAAGACACCCGUCGACUCUCCGUUGGACUGCGUCCUCUGCCCCCAGACGAUGUUAUCGAGUCCGAAGACCCCGAGACCCGGGCAAACCGCAUUCGAUCAUUCUACAAGGAGUACUUUGACGAUUCGAAGCCCGAUCCUAUGCCCGCCGUGAAUCCGUCAAUGGGGAAUCUACAACAUGGAAGAGUAGACUACUAUGAGGAUUACGACGGGGGCUACGUUGGCGAUGCACCGUAUUACGAUCCAGCUUCCAAUUCCUUCGUCAUGCCGUAUGCCCAGCCGGUAUCCCGGCGAGCAAUGACACCACCGCCCUCAGGUUCAAGAUUCCCAGGCCCUCGCGGCGGUCCGCGUCCGCACCAUCACGGAUCAGUCGGUGGGAUGAGCAUGCCUGGCGGACGCGGCCCGCCGAGACCCGGCUCCGCAUCAUCGAGCAACUACGGACCACGGCCAGGUUCGUCGGUGUCGAACGCAUGGGGAAGGCCUCGGGCGGGCUCAGCCAUGUCUGGGCGCCCUCGGAAGCCGUUCGUGCCGCCUUCGACACUGACCACGCUGCCCAACCCGUCCAGGCUCCGAGACGACUCGGUUGCACUCCUCGGCUCGAUCGAAUUUGCACCGCCAGAGACAUUCAAAGACCGGGCAGCCGGCCGACCUCAGAGCCCCGCGGGCGAGCGCCGUCCAUACCAACUCAAUGUGCCCAUCCAUUCCCCCUUGGUCAAUGCCUUCGAGGAACUACCUACAUUGCCCAGCCCCCAUCUUCUUCGCAAAUCGAGCACCUUCACCGGCCUUGAUUUUGCCCCUCCACGCAAAUUCACCGACUCGGACUCUCGGAGCGAGACCGGCUCUAUCCGUAGCAAUCGGAGCGGCAUGUCCACGGCCCAGUUGAGUGCCAUCCGCAGUGGGGCUGGUCGAGUCAGUCGGCUUCCGGAAGACAGCAUAUUCACUGCCGCCCAGGUGCAGCAGAAGCUCAAGCCUUCAUGGACUAUGCGCGACUAGGCGGCUGGUCCCCCCCUCGUCGUCUUAUGUUUAUAGACUCUUCUGGCAUGGGCAUGGUCUCUAUUGCUUUUUUUUCUUCUGUCUCUAUAAGCAUAUGAGGAGAGGGCCUCGGGAUCCCAGACCCCAGACUUCUUCGCUGAAGUCAUGAGGCUGGUCCACCCAUUGUCUGCCAACUGGCGGGCAUGUGGGACGGACAUGAGGCCUGACCACUUGCGUUGCACUGGGACACGGGAGUAGCGGUGCCUACCCAAAUCCACUGAUGGGGCGACAUACUGGUAAUGUCUUGUGUUUAUCAUCUAUAGAGGAGCAUUUUUGGUGCGCAAAUGACGGGGGAGAAUAUAAUCACAACCCCGCAUGGCACUCACGAUCGCACAUGCGCAUGACGAUAAAUCCACUUAACCUAUAGACCCGGGUAGCCGGAAGACAAUGUGGUUUAAUGAAAACGUUCAACUGUCAUCUUAUUCCAUUUUCAUACUAUUACUG
Molecule: messenger RNA, 3300 nt
Organism: Phialemonium atrogriseum
Lineage: Eukaryota; Fungi; Ascomycota; Sordariomycetes; Cephalothecales; Cephalothecaceae
Exons: 3
Coding region: 475-2817 (780 amino acids)
Source: RefSeq, a predicted model, not a curated record